GUGUCCCUCUAGUGGGUUGCAUUGCUAUUACAGGUAGGUGGCAUUAGGAAUUUCUGAAGUAUUUUAUUUGACAAACUAUAUUAAACUUCACAUAUUACAAAAGUAAAAAGUACACAGACGAGUAUUGCCCUUUCACAAAACUAAACACCGAUCCAAGUUCAACAACCAACCCUGUUUUGAAAAGAUUUAUAGUAGCACUCUCCACUGGUCACAUACUGAAUGAUAACUGUGACAUCUGUAUGCUGCUGUAUGUGUCUUAGGAAAUUGUAUGCUGAUACUGUGUGCUGAAGUAGGUGCUGCAUAGAGACAUAGAAAAGAAAUGUGUGUGCUGAGCUAAAAUACCACUACAUGAGUACGCUAAAAGUAAACAUAGGGGCCAAAGCCAUAGAAGAGCAGAAGCUUCUGCGCUUAUUUUGCUUGAUUUAUUUAUUUUCCUUAUUUAGGGAAAUAGUUAUAUUUUAAUUCCCUUAUUUUGUUUAAGUUAUAUCUUGAUUUCCCCUAGCAGGGCGCUUAGGCAUUUAUCAUGAACUUUUAGCUUUUUUGUGUUUCACCUUUGUGACAGAGAGGUGUCUUAGAAGCAGGCUCUCGUAUGCCUUUACCAAGAAACUGUUUCCGCGCGCACCUAGAAGCAAAGCGCUCAUGAACUUACCACAUGCUUGCAAACCGAGAGUUGACUCAGAAAACAGGGCCUGUACGCACUCACCAAAAGCUUGUUAUGCAGGUUGUUGCCCAACUGGUGAAAGUACGCACACACAUACAUUGUGCAUCUUGCUCUGAUGAAACAGUAUAAAUACGAGUGCUCAACAUCCGCCGCGAUUGUGGAGUCGCUGAUGGAGGAUCUGAGUACAGAGGGCUCCCUGCACAUUGGAUUGAGUUUGCUUUUUACUACCGUUAUAAUUCAUUUCGCAUUUUGUGUUCGAUUUUUUCUUAAAUAAAAUUGACAAAGGCAAAACUUUUGAGGACAACUUUCUUCACUCCCCGCUCUCUCCGGCCCGAUGGAUGACCUGAAUGCCAUCAUUGAAACAACGCUAAACGGGGUUUUUGCCAACUGAGAGAAGAAGCUGAGAUACAGAAAAUGUCCUCCUGCCUUUUACAUCAUCUAACCAAAGAGAAUUCUGGAUUCAUCUGCUUGUGACUCCUGUCCAAGCGGGCUGUCAAGAUGUGGAGAAGAAGUGUUUGAAAUCAGGUUGAACACAUUGCAGAAGGUUGAUCCAAAACAAGACGCUCAACAAUGGAGCUGCCACCCUCAAUUGAAAAAUGGACGAUAGAAGACGUCCACCAUUGGCUGAUGCAAGUGGUCAAAGUUCAUGAGACGUAUGCCAACAGAUUCCAAGAAGAGGAAGUGUCCGGAGAUAGUUUUCUUCUCUUUACAAAGAAAGACAUAUUGGAUUUGGGAAUAAAUCAUGGCCCCGCUGUAAAAAUAAAAUGUUAUCUAGAAAGUCUGAAAGAAGGAUCACAACAUCAAUCACAGUUCCCUGCAUACGUGAGAACCUGGAGCAAGGAGCAAGUCAACCAGUGGUUGCUGCAGCAUGUUAGAUUAUAUAGCAAAUAUGCAGAACGACUUCAAGAGGAAGAUGUGUCAGGAGAUUGCCUUGUUUGCUUCAAAAAGCAGGAUUUUCUAGAUCUGGAUUUGAAAAGUGGUCCUGCUGUGAAGAUUCUGGCAGAACUCGGUCAGCUGGACAAGAAACCGGAGCCAACACUGCAACCAAUCGUUCACACCAGCACAGAGCAAAUGGAGUAUCCAGUACACAAAGCUAUCACACAACCAGAUUCAUAUUACACAACUGAAUCACGAACAGACAAAAUGGUGGAAAAAAAACCUGAUAAGUCUCAGCUACCAUUCCAGAACCUUUCAGAGAUGGAGGGAAUUCAGCAGCCAAAGCAACAGGACUUGGGGGCCAGAAGAAAAACCGCUAUUGUGAGCACCGUCCCAUCAGACAUACCAAAGAUCACUGUGGAGAUCCAGAAAACUCUAGCUAACCUCUUAAAAGAUGACUUAAAACAUUUUCAUUUUUACUUACAAGAGUACACUAAAUCAAAGGAAAAAGCUAUUCCUCGAGGCAAACUGGAAGGAAAAGACAGCAUGGACACCGCUAUGUUAAUGACUCGUCACUACGGAAACAAAGAAGCUUUACAGGUUACAAAAGACAUUCUUCGAGAUAUCAAUCAGCAACAACUUGUUUGUCAGCUGGAAAAGAAAAUGGAUCCAGUGGAACAGAAGAGGGUUUCAAAAGGCCUUUUGAAGAAAGAAGCAAACCAGGGUGACAAACUUAAAAAUUUGUUAACUUGCGGUGGGAACUCACUGGACUAUGCCUAUUUUAUUGUUGUUGUCAACAAGAGCAGCCCUGAUCAAGUGCAGUAUUUUCAAUUUUUGAACAAGCUGAAACUGUUCUGUGUGUUGGACUUUGACCCUCACUCUGUUGAUCCGGGUGGAUUGUGUCAUUCUUACCGUCAGUCAAGGGUGGCCAAUCUGCAUUCACCAACACAGUACAAAGGACCAACUGACUCAGUGAUAAAGAGUCUUAACCUCUACAAGCAAACCAGCUGGGUCUUCUGCAAUGGCAGAUCUGACCUUGACGGUGACUCAAACAAGCAGUUAGACUACAAGAACUGGUUGAGGAAAUCUUGCAAAGAUGUAGAGGAAUUGGUUUCAUUCAUUUGCAACCCUGAGGUUAUUUCACGUGGAGAAAGUCUCAUCAUUUUCCUCUUACUUUCACCUGUUGACACAGAGAAAGACCCAAUCUUUGACAUCUACAAGUCUUUCAUAAAACACAUGGACGAGGAAAGCAUCAUCAAUGUUUGUGAAUCUCAGAUCAUGUAUGAGAAAUGGCGGGAGCUUGUGCAAGAGAAGUGUGACUCUGACAUCGACCACAGAUCAAUAUAUGAGCUGACCCUCAGUGAGGUCAAUGGAACAGUAAUGGCACUGGGACCAUUCAGUCAGUCAUCUGAAAGGUUUCUUCCCUCCUAUGGUUCUAGUUUUGUUGUUCUAAAGCAGAAGGAUGAAGACUUGUUGACAGCUCUGGAUAUUUUGUGUCUGAAUCAGUGUGAAAACACAAUCGAUGAGAAUAGUGCAGAGUUUCAUGACCAUAGAAUCAGAGUUGAGGAGGAAUUCUACAAAGGAGGAAAAGUCAAUUGGUGGAACUUCUACUUCUGUUACAAAGACAAAGAGAAGCCAUUUAUUAAGAGGGAUAAGUAUGAAAAUGUGAAGAAGAUCAUUAAGUCUCAGUUGAGAGAUUCCAAAAACAUGUGUUCGCUACUCAAUCUGUUUCAUCAUCCAGGCUGUGGAGGGACCACUUUAGCAAUGCAUGUGAUGUGGGAUCUCCGUCAAGAGGUCCGGUGUGCUGUGCUGAAAGACAAUACACUGCCAAAGAAAGAGGUUGCUAAUCAAGUCAGUAAGCUCAUGAAACUUGAAAGUGAGAAACCAUUUUCAGUUUUGCUGUUAGUCGAUGAUUCAAAAGAAUCCGAGAAUCCUCACGAACUAGUGAGCUGCAUAGAGUAUGCAUUAAAUAUGAAUGUGGGAGACACACCAAGCUGCAGAGUCAUCAUUAUUAACUGUGUUCGUUCUCACAACCCAAAGGAGCAAUACCGACAGGACAACACAAGACAAAGUCAGUACAUAACUGCUUCACUGACACAAGAAGAACAGGAAGAGUUUGAAAAGAAGCUCAGAGAGCUUAAGGAAACCCAUGAAAAACCUGAAAACUUCUAUAGCUUCAUGAUCAUGAAGAGCAAUUUUGACAAGAAAUACAUCAAGGAUCUUGCUCAUAACAUGCUGAAAAUGUUUGAUUACAGCUCAAAAGAGGCUAGACUGUUUGCCUACUUAGUGCUACUAAACACCUACUUGGCAGGAUCUGAAAUCUCUCUCUCCCUCUGUCGAGAUUUUCUGGGGAUGAAAAUGGUAGAAUGGAAGCAGGACUGCGUACUGAGCAGAAUGGAGCCAUAUUCAAACUUUCUCAUCAUAGACACAGUUGAAGACUUGGGAAGUUACAAAGGAAUUCGAAUCCUUCAUCACUCCAUAGCUUCUGCAUGUCUGGAAGAGUUGGAGAGAAGCUGCUCUUUAAAAGUAAGCGACAUCACUAUGGAGAUUCUUCAAUGUGAUCUCUUCUUCAGUGUUGGAGGUGUCAAGCACAGAUUCACAAGAUCAAUACAUCAAAUGCUGAUCGAAAGGCAGCGCAAGAAAGAUGGAGAUGAGAGAGAGCCAUUUUCUUCACUCAUAGGAAAAAUCCACGAAGACCAUGGGCGACAAACAGUCCAGGAUAUCUUUGUUAAAGCAUCAUCCAGGUUUGUAGCAAGUGCAUCCAUUCCUCAGGCACUGGCAAGAUAUUUGUGUAUCAUGCAGAGUGACUUCCCAGAGGCUCUGCAAUGGGCAGAAAAGGCCAAGAAUAUCAAACAAAACCCAUACACAUUUGACACUAUUGGGCAGAUUCACAAAAGCAAUUUAAAAUCCAACAACCUCAUAGAAAAGCAAGAGACGUACCGCAAUCCAGAAGACUUGAAAACAAACAUCCAAAUUGCAGAAAAUGCUAUCGCAGCAUUUAAAAGGGCUCAAGAGCUGGCAAAUGAAGAGGAUGAAGCUGAGAGAGAAGCUGUUGAUGAUGUGUCAGAAGACUACCCCAGAAAGUCAUAUAAUGUGUGUGGCUAUGUGGGUGUUCUGGACAUUGCCUUCCUGGUCUUUGAGAUAUUGAGCAGAUUGCCGUUCUUUGAGGAAAGUGAUCCAAUGAAGAAGAAAUAUUUGCAGAGUUUUCUUAAAAAAGCUAUCUUGAUCACAAGUGUGCACAAGGAGGACAACGAGCUCAACAACAGAUAUGUGGAGAUCAUUAAAGAACACCAGCAGUUUCUACAGAGUUUGAAAACUCAAGUAAAAGACAUUUUUGAAUUUCUUUCCUUUUACUUCACAAAUAUUAAAAAAUCUGAAUCAGAUUUCCGUGCAAUAGUCAGUGGGCUUUUUAAAAAGUAUGUAGCUAUUUUUGGCACAAAUCCAGAAGAAAGAAAAAAACAACAGCAACACAAUCCACAGCUCAAUUUAGAAAUGGUUAUUGAAGAGCAACGAUUGUUUCUUGAAGAAAAUUUAGCAGAUACAUUUGCAGGAAUUCUUCAGCAUUUGGACAAACCUGCCAUUGAGAUUGAGAAGAUCACAGAAUCCUAUGGCUUCUUGCAACAACAACAAUUCAUCACCCAAAAGCAAAAGACAAAGGAAACAAUCAAUUAUAUUUUGUCAAACAUAGUUCUUUACAUGUUUAGAUUUUGGUUUUAAGAGGUAAAGAGUCACAGCUACCUCUCUGCUCUACUUUUGAAAACUCUCCAAGACGUAGGACUUGGGUGCCCCUUCCCUGAUCCAUACUAUCUGGCUCUGCUGUUACUCUGGCCAAGUCCUGGGCAGGAAAACACAGAAAUCGGGACAUAUGUCAGAGCUAUUCGAAAGUACAAGCGCAUGAUCUUAUCAUUUCGAAUAAGAAACACUAUUGCCAUCCUCUACCUCGGGAAUGGUGAAGGACUCAAGAGGCUUGUUCCUAAACGGCAACUAGAUGAGAAUUUUAAAGAGAUGCGUCGUGACAACCUGGCUCAACUUUGGCGGAAUGGAGAUAUAUUUAAAAACAAAGCCAUCAUCAAGCGGCUUCAACGAGUCAGUGGAACAACCGAACAAGGAGAGCUGUUUGCCAAUUAUGGCAAAGUGAAAAUCCCUGUGCGUCCAGCUUUAAUUGGUGGUAUAAGAAGUGGAUCGAGCACAGAAAAGGUAUCUUUCUACCUUGGUUUUGCCAUUAAUGGACCCCUUGCAUACGACAUCCAGUAUGAAAACUAAGGUGGCUGAUUGUUAAACCAGCGCAUCAGAAGUGCAAAGACAUGAACUGUUCAGUCUGAAAAGAUCAGUGAACACAUCUCAUAAAAGCAUAUGCGCAUUUGAUAACCAUGUAGUCAUGAAGCUCAAUAAAGAUCUGCUGUUGUUUUUGAGAUUAUUUUUAUGAUAUCUAAUCUUGUAUUAACAUUUAUGAUCUACCGUUCAGAGAGUAUAGGUUGUUUUUUUUGCUGACAUUUGCCAAACUCUGUCUUUUUAUUUACUUGAUAAUCGUGACUUUGUACAACCAGCUGACGCAUGAGACGAACCUUUUGGGAAAUAGGUGUGGCAGAAAGUGAGAGAACUUUAAACACAUCUCAUAAAACAGCAUGAACAUUUGAUUGCAGGAUGAAAUGAUAAUCCUACAGCUCUAUCUAUGGAUGUUUGUUUUAUUAUUUUUUAGGCCAUUUGGUUAUUCAUUAUUCACAUUUUCCAUGUUUUUUCUUUUGAUAUUGUUAUCUCCUGCAGAUGUUGCGCAUUGUCUAAACUAUUCAUUUAUCUGAAAAUGCCUUUUUUAUAAACUAUAAAUGUAUCUGGGGCAGUUAUAGCUACCCGUAAUUGGCAACUCAUUUCCUGUUUGCUCUUAUGGAGGGACAGAACCAUCAGAGAAAUCCUCUUUGGAUCAUUUUACAUGGUAAUGUAAUGUAAACACUUGAACUUGAAAUAAACUCAACUGUAUAGCAACCACUGUGUA
Molecule: messenger RNA, 6527 nt
Organism: Pungitius pungitius (ninespine stickleback)
Lineage: Eukaryota; Metazoa; Chordata; Actinopteri; Perciformes; Gasterosteidae
Product: sterile alpha motif domain-containing protein 9
Exons: 5
Coding region: 1232-5254 (1340 amino acids)
Cellular component (GO): cytoplasm
Molecular function (GO): protein binding
Source: RefSeq, a predicted model, not a curated record